CUCCAGAUUUGUUGGUAAAUUUGGAGAAGCUAAGCAGAAGGCAUUUAAGUCAACACAGAAGAACAUCAUUUAAUAUAGGCCAUGCCCUGUAUACAGAGGAUGCCUGGCAACCUUAGUCACCAUUAUUUUGGUAGUUAAAUGAGUCUGUCCUAAAAGGCACCCCCACACGUGCAGGCCCAGGAAGAGAGAGGGCUUUAAACGGGAGGAUGGAAACCACAGUCUUCCUAAGGGCGGCCCAGCUUGGGCCUUUAAGUGGGGACACCCGGAGCCAGCCUCCCCAUACCAUCACAGCCCAGGUGAGCCUCGGAGUAAAGCCGGCCGACAACUGCCGGGCAUUCCGUUAACUGGGACCCCACGUGGGCAUAGAGGCGGCACCGGAGGCGCGCGGCCCACGAGCGAGGAGGACGUUAAUGCGGUUGCGGCGGGAGUAAGACCCAGGCAAAAAACGCUCCGGCCGCGGCCAGCCCGCAGCUCCGCCUCUUCCGGGGGGCGGGGCGGGGCGAGUCACGUGGGCCGGGCCGCGGAGACCACCGAGAUGGGCUGCCUCCGCGAGGCCUAGAGCGGCCCUGGGCGCUCGCGCCCACUUCCGCGUCAGCUUGCAGCUGCCAGCGUUUCGGUGUUCCGAGGGGGAGAGCGUGGGCUCCGGCGAGUUCUACGUGCCAGGUCCGCCCGGCCCCGGCUUAAUCGCUUUUCCUGGCGGCUCGUCAGCGUCCCCCUCCCCUAAAGUCGGGCCCGGUGUCGGCUCACCCCGCUCCCUGAUGCGGAACUCCGGCGUCCGGGCCUCGCAGAAGCCGCCCGAGGUGGCUGCGCGGCCUUCUAGAGCCCGGGUCCAGCCCCCUGCCCACCGAAGCGUGAUCCUCUUUUCUGUCCCAAAGAAUUUGGCCCAACAGCCUCCCGCGCCCUCUACUGACGUUUCUGUUUGGGGGUCUCUGAUUCCCUGGGCGGAGAUCCCGGUCGGGUCUCCGGUCAGCAUCAGCCACUGGAACACCGAGUAUUUAUUUUACUGUUAAUCCGCAUCUUGCCAUCUCUGUCCCUUCUCCUCUCCAUCGGCUCCGCUUUAGGGGCAACGUCAUGGUUCCUGUAAGCGCGCUUUUAGAUUUGUUCAGACCGAACACCGUAGGGAUAGGAUUCGUCUUGGAUCCCUCAGUCCAUUUCGUAUGAAUGGUCUCAGGAACGUUCAUGGACUGAGCAGGCAGAUGGAGAAUUGUCCUGAGGACCAGAGCAAUUCAUGAGCUCCUAAGGUUCUUGCUUUUCCAAAUCAAGAAGACAGUGCUCGAAACCAGGGGACAUCAGCCAUGCACCAAACAACUUGGCCUCAGAGCUUGACCGGGGACACGUUGUUUCAGGAGCCGGUGACCUUUGAGGACGUGGCCGUGUACUUCACCCAGAAUCAGUGGGCCAGCCUGGACCCCAUGCAGAGGGCCCUGUACCGCGAGGUGAUGCUGGAGAAUUAUACGAACAUGGCUUCCCUGGCAUUUCCAUUCCCCAAACCUGUUCUGGUCUCCCACCUGGAGAGAGGGGAAGCGCCAUGGGGCCCAGAUCCCUGGGAAGCAGAGGUUUUGAGACGCAUCUGUCCAGGUGGUGAGUCCCGGAUCAAGAACGAAGAGGCGGCUGGAAAGCGGGAAGCCUCUGAAGAGGCAGAGUGGCCCAGAAUGCCAGGAGGAGGGCUUCUCAGAAACGUUUCCCAGCACUUUGACUUUAAAAGCAAGGCGACAUGGCAGACUCUCAGCCUGAAUCCGAAUCUGAUCCUUCGGGGGGGAAUGAAGUUCUAUGAGUGUAAAGAAUGUGGGAAAAUCUUCAGGUACAACUCAAAGCUGAUUCGGCACCAGAUGAGUCACACCGGGGAGAAGCCCUUCAAAUGUAAGGAAUGCGGCAAAGCCUUCAAGUCCAGCUAUGACUGUAUUGUCCAUGAGAAAAACCACAUCGGAGAGGGGCCCUACGAAUGCAAGGAGUGCGGCAAAGGUUUGAGUUCCAACACGGCCUUGACACAGCAUCAGAGGAUCCACACUGGAGAGAAGCCGUACGAGUGCAAGGAGUGUGGAAAGGCCUUCCGCAGGAGCGCAGCGUAUCUCCAGCAUCAGAGAUUGCACACUGGGGAGAAACUCUAUAAAUGCAAAGAGUGUUGGAAAGCUUUCGGCUGUAGGUCACUCUUUAUCGUCCACCAGAGGAUUCACACAGGGGAGAAGCCCUACCAGUGUGAGGAGUGUGGCAAGGCCUUCACUCAGAAGAUAGCUUCCAUCCAGCAUCAGAGGGUUCACACCGGAGAGAAGCCCUAUGACUGCAAGGUGUGUGGGAAAGCGUUCAAAUGGUAUGGCAGUUUUGUUCAGCACCAGAAAUUGCACCCUGUGGAGAAGAAGGCCGUCAAGGUUCUUGGGCCAUCCCUGAGGAGUCCCCAGUGCCCCUCUUCAGCCCUAUCUGCUGUUCCUCUCCAGGGCCCAUGCUCUGCUCCAGGCGUGGCCGUGCCUUCACUGACCUUUCCACAUGCUGUGCUCGUCCCUACCUCUGGGCCUUUGUUCAUGCUACUGCCCGCAUCCGGAAUGCCUUCCUCACCUGUCCAAAUAGUGCGUGUCUUCCAGGGCCUUCCUCCGCCUGUAAAGCCUUCCCCAGUUAUUCUGACCCCUUCCCCACACCCGUCCUGAGCUUUAUCUCGGCACCCUUGAGGCUCUUAGGCCCAGCACAUCUUCAGCCUCGCUUGUUUUGUUUGCAUUUUUUUUCUCCGUUUACAUGCAUUACAGUUGUUUCGGCAUAAACUCCAUUAUAAUCUAUAUAUAUUGAAAGACUCUGUUUGUAGAUUUUUCCUCCGGUAGAAAGUGUAACCACUUGGCUUUUGCACUGGUCUCUUUCAGGCUUUCACAGUAAUGUCUGGAUCUGCACUGUGGGGGUGCUGAUGUUGGAAGUGCUGGUAGGACACUUUGUUGCAUUGGAGUGUCUGGGAGAGAGCCCCGCUCCCGCCCCCGGCUAGGUCAUUGUGAUUGGAGCCAGGCAGCCCCCCGGGGAAGCCAGGAGGCUGCCAGGAACUUGGGGCAGGCUGGGAAGAGCGCUGGGAUCUGCUUCCAGCAGCGGACUCAGAAAUUAAUGCAGAUUGCUCAGCGGGCUAAGGUGGUCCAUUAACAGAACUGAGGUUAUGUUGCCCUCGGCGCGGGUCAUUGAGCGUCUCCUGUGUCUGUGCAAAAGGUCAUGUGAAAUAACCAGUGGAAAACAACCGUGUGUAUGCAGUAAUAGCGAUCAUUUAUGUGACUGAGAGCAAUCAUGUCUUUAAACACAAAACGGUUUUUUUUUUUUUCCCUGUAGUUUUGCUCUUGAGAUCUAGAUGUUUCUUUUUAACUUUUCCUAAGUAAAUAUACACCAAGGUAUUCGUCUUC
Molecule: messenger RNA, 3362 nt
Organism: Acinonyx jubatus (cheetah)
Lineage: Eukaryota; Metazoa; Chordata; Mammalia; Carnivora; Felidae
Gene: ZNF621
Product: zinc finger protein 621
Exons: 5
Coding region: 1296-2639 (447 amino acids)
Biological process (GO): regulation of transcription by RNA polymerase II
Molecular function (GO): DNA-binding transcription factor activity; RNA polymerase II cis-regulatory region sequence-specific DNA binding
Source: RefSeq, a predicted model, not a curated record